Daphnia pulicaria is the source of this 1074-nucleotide messenger RNA. RefSeq lists its product as uncharacterized. Gene Ontology annotation, biological process: DNA integration. The transcript has a single exon. The record is from RefSeq and is a predicted model, not a curated record. NCBI's taxonomy places the organism in Eukaryota, Metazoa, Arthropoda, Branchiopoda, Diplostraca, Daphniidae. Gene Ontology annotation, molecular function: nucleic acid binding. The coding region runs from base 1 to 1074 and encodes 357 amino acids.
AUGAAGUGGCGGGCCCGCCAAACCAUAUACUGGCCAGGAUUGAGCAACGACAUCGUCGCGUUUGUAGACAGUUUCCAGGUAUGUCAAGAACUUCAGCCGUCCCAGCAACAAGAGCCCCUACUACGCGACGCUUUACCAGAGUGCGUCUUCGAGGAAGUAUCGGUGGAUUUGUUCGAGUCCCGGCGACUGCAUGUUCUCGUGUAUACAGACCGCCUAUCCGGAUGGCCGGUGAUCCACCGAUGGUAUCAUGCCUCUUCAGCCAGAGAAUUGAUUCAGGCGAUCACAGAAAAUUUGGUCGUCCUCGGGGUGCCCAUCCGUAUACGCACUGAUGGCGGCCCUCAGUUUGGAGCCGGAGCAUUCCAGCAAGCGCUACAGAAAUGGGGGGUAGUGUGGGAAAAUUCAUCUCCAUACUACGCGCAGAGCAACGGUCAUGCAGAGGCGGAAGUAAACGCUAUGAAGCGGCUCGUUUUGAAAAUCGCACCCGCAGGAGACCUCACAUCCGACGCAUUCAUGCAAGGUCUUCUUGAAUUCCGUAAUACGCAACGUGAAAACGGAAUGUCCCCGGCGGAGAUGGUGUUCGGCAGCCAGCUUCGUUCGAUAUUGCCAGCCCAUCGCACUUCUUUUGCUACACGCUGGAAGGACACCAUGAACGCACGAGACCGCCAACAUACCUUGGAUGACGAGGUAAAAAAACGCUACGACGAACGGGCAAGUCCGCUUUCACCACUGCCCAUCGGAUCUCACGUCCAAAUCCAAGAUCCCCAUUCUUUGCUAUGGGAAAGAACCGGACAGAUUGUCAGUAUCGGGAAGUACCGGUCGUAUCGAAUAAAAUUUGCAAGCGGAAGUGUAUUGUGGCGAAACCGACGCCACCUCCGCCCUUUAUUAUCCGACGACAAGGACGCGCAAAAGAUUCCCGGCAUCGAAGGAGACGCAACGACGCCACCAGCCAACAGCAACGACGACGGAGUACCGGAAACAGCAGCUAGCCAGACAAGACCGGAACCCGCUUCGAUACCGACCCAACCGCGACGGAGCGGGAGGAUUCGACGGCCUCGGCUGAUGGUAGACGUAUAG